GAGAUUCUCUCUACUGUCAGCGCUUUCUGCUUGUCCGAUCUGAGACAACGUGUGAAGCCGGAGAAACGAGCGCAGAUCCCGGGAACAGCCCGCAGUGCAGGAGCGGUCACCAGCCAGGAGCCAAGUUUGCCGUUACCAUGACGACUUCGCUGACCGCCGCUGAGAUCCGACAGAAGUUUAUCGACUUCUUCAAGGAGAAUGGCCACACGUACGUCCACUCCUCCGCCACCGUCCCCCUGGAUGACCCCACCCUGCUGUUCGCCAACGCAGGCAUGAACCAGUUUAAGCCGAUCUUUCUGAACACCAUUGACCCUUCCCACCCUAUGGCCAGGCUGGUCCGAGCCGCCAACACCCAGAAGUGUAUCCGUGCUGGCGGGAAGCACAACGACCUGGAUGACGUGGGGAAGGACGUCUAUCAUCACACCUUCUUUGAGAUGCUGGGCUCCUGGUCCUUUGGGGACUACUUCAAGGAGCUGGCGUGUAAACUGGCCCUGGACCUUCUGACCAAGGAAUUUGGCAUAGACAUUGAGCGCCUGUACGUCACCUACUUUGGUGGUCACGAGGCGGCAGGUUUGGAACCGGACCUGGAAUGUAAGCAGAUUUGGCUCAACCUGGGGCUUCCAGAGAGCCGCAUAUUACCAGGCAGCAUGAAGGACAACUUCUGGGAGAUGGGGGACACGGGCCCCUGUGGACCCUGCAGCGAGAUGCACUUUGACCGAAUUGGGGGCCGCGAUGCCGCUCACUUGGUCAAUAUGGACGACCCCAACGUGCUGGAGAUCUGGAACCUGGUGUUCAUUCAGUUUAACAGGGAAAGUGACGGCAGCUUAAAACCAUUGCCCAAGAAAAGUAUUGACACCGGGAUGGGUCUGGAGCGGCUGGUGUCCGUGCUGCAGAGCAAGAUGUCCAACUACGACACCGACCUCUUCGUUCCAUACUUUGAUGCCAUCCAGAAGGGCACCGGAGCAAGGCCAUAUUCUGGCAAGGUGGGUGCAGAGGAUGAAGAUGGCGUAGACAUGGCAUACAGAGUGCUCGCAGAUCACGCCAGGACCAUCACAGUUGCCCUUGCUGAUGGUGGGAGACCGGACAAUACUGGCCGUGGAUAUGUUUUACGCCGAAUCCUGCGCCGCGCUGUGAGAUACUCUCACGAGAAACUUGGUGCAUCCAAAGGCUUCUUCGCCAGCCUGGUUGAUGUUGUCGUCCAAUCGCUGGGGGACGCUUUCCCCGAGCUUAAGAAGGACCCUGACAUGGUAAAGGACAUCAUUAACGAGGAGGAGAUUCAGUUCCUGAAAACUCUCAACAGGGGGCGCCGCAUCCUGGACCGGAAGAUACAGAGCCUGGGGGAGAGCAAGACCAUCCCUGGUGACACAGCAUGGUUGCUGUACGACACAUAUGGAUUCCCUGUGGAUCUGACCGGCCUGAUUGCAGAGGAACGAGGCAUGAAAGUGGAUAUGGAGAGCUUUGAAGAGGAGAGAAAGGCUGCCCAGCUCAAGUCUCAGGGGAAGGGGGCAGGUGACGAGGACCUGUUGAUGUUGGAUAUUUACGCCAUUGAAGAGCUGCGCACCCGGGGUCUGGAGCCGACAGAUGAUUCCACAAAGUACAACUACACGUCAAGUCCAGAUGGUGUCUACGUGUUUAAUGGAGUGGAGGCCACUUUGAGGGCCAUUCGGCGGGAGAAGACUUUUGUGGAUGAGGUCAACACAGGGCAGGAGUGCGGUCUGGUCCUAGAUAAGACCUGCUUCUAUGCAGAACAAGGAGGACAGACGUACGAUGAGGGAUACAUGGUCCGGGAGGAUGACAGCAGUGAGGACAAAACAGAGUUCAGUGUAAGGAACACACAGGUCCGGGGCGGUUACGUCCUACACGUGGGGACUGUGUACGGCAGCCUAAAGGUCGGUGACCGCGUACAUCUCUACGUCGAUGAGGCAAGGCGACGUCCAGUUAUGAGCAACCACACAGCCACCCACAUCCUGAACUUUGCUCUGCGCUCGGUCCUCGGGGAGGCGGAUCAGCGGGGGUCUCUGGUUGCUCCUGACAGGUUGAGGUUUGAUUUCACAGCAAAAGGAGCCAUGAGCACAAAUGAAAUCCGCAGAACAGAGGAGAUCGCAAACCAGCUGAUCCAGGAGAAGAAGACCGUCUAUGCCUUGGACUGUCCCUUGGCAGCUGCUAAAGCAAUUCAGGGGCUACGUGCGGUGUUUGAUGAGACCUACCCGGACCCUGUACGUGUGGUGUCUGUAGGGAUCCCUGUAGAGGAUCUGCUGGCUGAUCCCUCUGGCCCCGCAGGCUCUGUGACGUCGGUGGAGUUCUGUGGUGGAACGCACCUGCAGAACUCUGGCCAUGCUGGACAGUUGGUUAUUGUCACAGAAGAAGCCAUUGCAAAGGGAAUCCGGAGAAUUGUGGCCCUCACCGGGGUGGAAGCGCAGAAGGCUGUGAGGAGGCAGGAGACCCUGAAAGCUGCACUCGCUCAACUGGAAGCCAAAGUGAAGCAGCAGACUACCCCCAACAAGGAUGUUCAGAAGGACAUUGCUGACCUCAGCGAGACCCUGGCUACAGCAGUCAUCUCUCAGUGGCAGAAGGACGAGCUCCGAGAACUGCUGAAAUCGCUUAAGAAGACUAUGGAUGAUCUAGACCGCUCCAGCAAAGCUGAUAUCCAGAAGCGGGUCCUGGAAAAGACAAAACAGCUGAUAGCAGAAAACCCGAACCAACCCCUCCUGGUCCUAGAGAUGGAAGAGGGGGCAUCUGCCAAGGCUCUGAAUGAAUCUCUGAAACUGCUCAAGUCUCAGUCUCCGAACACCUCGGCCAUAAUCUUUGCUGUGGACAACGAGGCUGGAAAAAUCACCUGCCUGUGCCAAGUGCCCCAGGAGGCCGCAGACAAAGGCCUGAAAGCCAACGAGUGGGUGCAGCAAGUGACUGACCUGAUGGACGGUAAGGGAGGAGGGAAGGACACGUCGGCACAGGCCACUGGCAGGAACCUGAGUUGCCUUCCUGACGUGCUGAGACUGGCCGAGGACUUCGCCAAACUCAAGUUCGAUUCCUUGAAGAACUAAAAGGGAGAAGUCAUUGUGACAACACUGGAGAGAAUGCUCCUUCCGUCCAGUGCUUGUGGGACAGUUUAUCCACCUGGCAUGGAAAGGGUUUAUGUGGUGGCACUGGCCCCUGUGGACAUGUUUCAUCCUGUAGUUUCAACCCCCUCCCCCUCAGUAUUAGUGCAUCGCUCAUUCAUUGGCCUUGCAUGGGACGUAGCUGCUCACAUUCCCUUACAGCUGGAAAGGGAUUAGCCAGGAAAGGGUUAAGAAUGUAGCCUCCUGUUAAUAACCUGUGUCCUGCCCUCUGGUAUUGGGGGCCCGACGUGUUCACCGCCUUGUAUGUAGAGCGAGACUUACAUGUCUGACCUUAAAUAAUAAAAAAAAUAACUGAC
Messenger RNA from Bufo gargarizans (Asiatic toad), 3415 nucleotides. RefSeq names its product alanyl-tRNA synthetase 1 (gene AARS1). NCBI's taxonomy places the organism in Eukaryota, Metazoa, Chordata, Amphibia, Anura, Bufonidae. Gene Ontology annotation, molecular function: alanine-tRNA ligase activity; aminoacyl-tRNA deacylase activity; ATP binding. Gene Ontology annotation, cellular component: mitochondrion; cytoplasm. The transcript has 21 exons. Gene Ontology annotation, biological process: alanyl-tRNA aminoacylation; tRNA modification. The record is from RefSeq and is a predicted model, not a curated record. The coding region runs from base 138 to 3044 and encodes 968 amino acids.